Messenger RNA from Plasmodium yoelii, 954 nucleotides. Its product is annotated as PIR protein. The transcript has 3 exons. Lineage: Eukaryota; Apicomplexa; Aconoidasida; Haemosporida; Plasmodiidae. The record is from RefSeq and is a predicted model, not a curated record. The coding region runs from base 1 to 954 and encodes 317 amino acids.
AUGAAUAAGGAAGUGUGUAAAAAGUUCCAGGAUGUAAGGACCUCACUUUCCGAUGAAUUGGAAGGUAACGGAAUCCCCGAUUUUAAAGAUGAUAGUUUUUUAAAUAAGUAUUGUAAUAGUGGUAAUUGUAUUAGUGAUUUCGAUAGAAUAAGUGCUGGAUGUUUAUAUUUGUUUGAUGGAUUCUUUGGGAAUUCUUCUGUGUUUGAGUAUAUUGCAAAAAAUAACAUCAAUCUUGUUGAAUAUAUUUUGAUAUGGUUAAGUUAUAUGUUAAACCUGAACAAAAGUGAAAAACACGACAACAUAAAAGAUUUUUAUAAUUAUAAAAUAAAUAGUUAUGAUAAUUAUAAACAGGGAAUAAAUGGUGUUAGUGAUUAUAAGAGUUAUAAGGAUCUCAUAGAUAGAAAAAAAUAUUUAAGUAUGGAUAUUAAUAUUAUAUCUAAAUUUUAUGAUCCAUUUAAAUCAUUAUGUAACUUGUAUACUGAAUUUGAUGAUGACAAUAAAAAUUGCAAAAAAUGUUCGAAUAAAGCUAAAGAAUUUGUUGAAAAAUAUAAAGGACUUAAUGAAGAUUCUGAUAUUAAUGAAAAGAGUCCAUAUGAUCAACUAUUGUCUACAUUAUCAACUGAUUAUGAUAAUUUAAAAAAUAAAUGUAAAGAUGUUCAAAAUAGCAAUUUUCCAGCCCUUACAGAGAUAAAUACAUUACAAGAUGCUGGGCAAACUACUAAACAAACUGGGGGAACUGAACAAACUGGAGGAACUGAACAAACUGGAGGAACUGAACAAACUGUACAAAAGUCUGAUGCUACAUCAUCAAGUUCGUCGAUAGUAAGCAAAUUAAUUCCAGUUUUAUCGAUAUUUGGUGCAAUAUCAAUUUUUUGGGGAAUUUCUUAUAAGUAUUCAUUAUUUGGAUUUCGGAAAAGAACUCAAAAACAUUUAAGAGAAAAGCUAAAAAAAUGA